ACCAAUUGUAACCCCAAUUCUAUCAUAUCCGGAACCCAACUGCGGCAAUAAGAAUCCUGGUGAACCUCAAACGUUGAAUAUGUCUGCCUCCGAAGUCGAAUCAGCCCAGCCAGUUACCGAGAAAUCUCCAUCGCCAGUCGAAGAGACUGAUCCAAACAAGGUCUUUGUGGGUAACUUGCCAUACGAUACUACUGAAGAUCAGUUGAAAGCAUUGACUCCCGAACUAGAGGUUGUGUCAGUGGAGCUUCCAACCAGAACUGUCACCAAGAAAACAGACCAGACUACCGUCGAACUUCAGAAGGGCCACGGUUUCAUCGUCUACAAGAGCUCUGAAGACGCUGCCAAGGCAAUCGAGCUGAUUGGUGGCAAGACGGUAGGAGAAAGAGAGGUGUACGCCAGAGCUGCUCUUCCUCCAAGCCUUGCGCCUAAGAGGGAGAGAAAGCCAAAGAAGACUGCGCAAAGGUCUGCGGCUUCGAGCGCUAGCGGCAAGAUGAAGAAGAAGAGUAAGGCCAAGGCCAAGACUGAAUCCAAACCAUCUGGUUCCGAGUCUGACGCCAAGACGGAUUCUAAAGAGGCCUCUCCUGCUGAUCAGAGCGAGUCCACCUCUGCGGAGUCAUCUGCGCCUGUGAAAAAAGCCAGAAAGCCAGUUUUGUCCAAGGAGGAGAAGCAGAAGAAGUUGUCGGAGGGUGUUCCUUCCAAGACCACGUUGUUCCUCGGAAACCUCGACAAGUCUGUUACCAGUAAGGAUUUGAAGGAGUUGUUUGCUGAAUACGAGCCAGUCUGGAUCCGUGUCCCAAGAAGAGAGCUCCCAAAGAAUCUGUACCUGAAGCUGAAGGCUAGAAACGUCCAAAUCGACAACAAGGGUAUCGCCUUUGUGAGAUUCAAGUCCGAAGAGGACCAGCAAAAGGCACUUAAGGAGUUCGAAAACAAGGAGUACAAGAACAGAAAGCUCAACGUCACGGUUGCAAUUGACUCUGCUGCGGAGGCUGCCGCUCAGGCGUCUUCAGAGGGCAAGGAAAAUGAGUGAAAGCAUUCAGCACGUUUAGACAUCUCAUUCAUCGGACACCCGGUUAUGUAGACUUGUGUCAUUUUUGCUUUGUAUAUUUAUAUGUCUCUUUAAUCACGUGCAUUCCAUAAGCAACUAUCAGAUGAGCUGUUGGUAGGAAUGGCUGUGAAUGGUGACUAAUUUUGAUGCCGCGUAUGAACGGCUGUUGGCAUUCAAAAUUUUAACCGUAUCUGUCAGAUUACAAGAGCGUGCACAUUAUGUAU
Molecule: messenger RNA, 1269 nt
Organism: Ogataea polymorpha
Lineage: Eukaryota; Fungi; Ascomycota; Pichiomycetes; Pichiales; Pichiaceae
Exons: 1
Coding region: 80-1027 (315 amino acids)
Molecular function (GO): RNA binding
Source: RefSeq, a predicted model, not a curated record